This is a messenger RNA of Glycine soja, 909 nucleotides long. Its product is annotated as mitochondrial intermembrane space import and assembly protein 40 homolog. Lineage: Eukaryota; Viridiplantae; Streptophyta; Magnoliopsida; Fabales; Fabaceae. The record is from RefSeq and is a predicted model, not a curated record. Gene Ontology annotation, molecular function: protein-disulfide reductase activity. The coding region runs from base 174 to 611 and encodes 145 amino acids. The transcript has 4 exons. Gene Ontology annotation, cellular component: mitochondrial intermembrane space. Gene Ontology annotation, biological process: protein import into mitochondrial intermembrane space.
UUUACAUUAUAGGGAAUAUUUGGAAGGGAAACAUUCCUUUUCAUGCGAGAGAAGAUAACAAGUUACAAUUGGUUGCGUAGUUUGUGGUUUGAAGUUUGAAGUUUGAACCUUGAACGAACCCCAAAAUCGAUCGAGGCAGAUCAGAAUUGAGGGCUUAGAAAUCAGGAUUCAGAAUGGGUCAGACUGAAAGCGCAGAAGCUGUGACGGAAACUCAAACCACAACCAACGACACUUCCAAUCCCAUUUCCCUGGAAUCCGUCCUCGCAGAAGCUGCAGAAUAUGGAAGCCAACACACUGAGUCUGUGGAGGAAAUGGCUCAGAAAGCCCUUGAAUGCCCUUGCAUUGCUGACUUGCGAACCGGUUCCUGUGGCUCUCAGUUCUCGGAGGCAUUCCUGUGUUUUCUCAAGAGUACCUCCGAAGAAAAGGGCUCGGACUGUGUACAUCCAUUUGUUGCUCUGCAGAGCUGCAUCAAGGCUAAUCCAGAUGCAUUCUCUAAGGACAUUCUGGGCGGAGCUGAAGAUGAAAGCAAGGAGUUGGAGCCAGUUCAAGAAUACAAAAUACUUCCUCCCAAAUGGUCUAGGAAACCUCAAAGUCCAAAAUCCAGACUUUAAGAGAAGAGUCGGACUCUCAUUUGGGCAACUACUUGGAUAAGGUCGUGUUAAGUUCAUUUUGAAUUUGUAUUAGUUUUGCCUGAUUAGAGAAGUGACAGGAUAUAUCAAUUCCUCAAGUUGCUUCAUGUUGUGCACUUGCUUUUAUAUCAUAAAAAGUGCAAUUUCUUUUCUACAGAGUUUUGGGAUUGCACUCAAAUGCUUGCAUCUUUCUUUCUAACUACUGGACAGCUUUGUUCAUAUUUUGCUCUCUUCUAGAUAUAUAUUGAAAUUGAUGAAUAUCUACGUGGAUGUAAAAAAA